GAGGAGGGGGAGGGGACAAUGCUGCCGUGGGAGAGGGAGGAGGAGAAGGAGGUGGUGGUGGUGAGUGAUGGAGAAGAGGGUUUGAGGAGGUUGAGAAGAGAGGGGAUGCGUGUGAGGGAGAGGGUUAGUGUCCCCAAGGCUGGACUCACUCAGGAGGUCAUGGAGAAGAUUCACAAGAGGUGGAGCAAGGAGGAGCUGGUGAGGCUCAAGUUUCAUGAGGAGCUUGCAAGGGACAUGAAGAAGGCUCAUGACAUUGUUGAGCGUCGAACUGGAGGAUUAGUUACGUGGAGGUCAGGAAGUGUUAUGAUGGUGUAUCAUGGUAUUGAUUACCAAGGGCCUGACUCGCGGAAGGAAGUUGUUGAGAAGAAAGGUGAGGGCUUUUUUGUGCCAGAUGUAUCGUCGGGAAGUUUGUUAAAAAGUGGAGACAGUAAUGCAACCUCGUCUCUGGACAAGAGUGAGGUGGUUGUGAGGGAGCAAGAACAGCCUAAGAAUGUGACAGAGGCGGAAGCAGAGUACAAUGCACUGCUUGAUGAAUUAGGUCCUCGUUUUCUUGAAUGGUGGGGCACGAGGGUGGUUUAUCCUUAUAACUGA
Molecule: messenger RNA, 591 nt
Organism: Cajanus cajan (pigeon pea)
Lineage: Eukaryota; Viridiplantae; Streptophyta; Magnoliopsida; Fabales; Fabaceae
Source: RefSeq, a predicted model, not a curated record